UCUCUCUCUCUGCCCCAACACUCGACUGAUGUCCGACAGCUGACCCGUUCCGUCACUCCACGGACUAGGCAGGGAAGUACCAAAGUUAUCCAAUAAACAUACAAAUGCGAUGCAAUUAACGAAGGACUCGGCGGAAAAGUAGGAGUUUACAGUUAUAUCCUAGGGGAAAAGUAGGAGUUUACAGUUAUAUCCUAGGGGAAAAGCGCAGGAUUCUGAAUGAUAUGAGUUUGAUGGUUCCAAUGGAGCACAGGACGCAGAAGUUAAUGAGUUCGCCCAAGGGCUUCGUGGCUGUGUUCGAGAUACGCAGAACUCGUCCAAUACUUGUUCUACUAGUGCUGUUGUUGGUAGGGUUGGAUGAGGUCGGAGGACUCCGGACGUGUAGGAGGAAAACGGAAGCUGGUGGGCGGUCUGUGGAGUCCCUGAGCUCUGUGAAGCAUCAUCCCGUGAUGGGAGCGGCACUCAGCCGCUCCAGACGCUACGCCAUCAACCCACUGGGACACAAGUGGAGGCAUUUCAACCUCACCUACAAGAUCGUGAAGUUUCCCAACACGCUGAACAAAGAUGACACCCGCCAGGCCAUCAGCAUUGCGUUCUCCAAGUGGAGCGACGUGUCCCCUCUCUACUUCGCCGAAAUCAAAAACCCCAACAAGAGUGCUGACAUUAUCAUCGGCUUCUACACGUGGAACCACACAGACUGCUGGUGGUCUCCAUUGCAUCCCUGUUUUGAUGGACUAAACGGGGAGUUGGCCCAUGCCUUCCUACCCCCACGCGGGGAGAUCCACUUUGACAAUCAUGAGUUCUGGAUCCUGGGGAAGUCCCGCUUCAGCUGGAAACAAGGUGUGUGGUUAAAUGACCUGGUACAGGUGGCGGCUCAUGAGAUUGGGCACGCCCUGGGGCUGUGGCACUCCCGUGAUCCCCAGGCCCUGAUGCACCCCAAUGCCACCUACACAGGCCAGAGGAACAUUGCCCAGGACGACAUCUGGGGAAUCCAGCGCCUCUAUGGAUGCACAGACAAGAAGCGCGUGUGUGAUCCAUGGGCUCGCCUUGGCUUCUGUGAAAGGAGGAAGAGCUUCAUGAAGAAACACUGUGCCCGACGAUGUGAUCUCUGCUACGAGCCUCUUGAGGCCGUUACCACGCUAAGUCCACCGCCUGCCAACGUCAAGAUCAAGAUAGUUCCUCGUGGAAAGGUUGUGGGCUUCCGCUGUGGGACGAAGAAUCCUAGAUCGCCUCCCAAAGUCAGUUGGUACAAGGAUGGAGAGCAGCUCGUGAUCUCUAUCCCCGGCUACAUCACCAUGAAGGACCGCGACCUCCGCGUCGUCGCCAACGAGUUUAACGAGGGCACUUAUACCUGUCGCGUCAAUCGUGGCGGCAACGUGGUCUCCGCAAACUCCUGGGUCAUCCGCCUGAACAGCCCUCCAACAGCUGAGCUGAAUGAAGAGAGUGAGGGAAGAAUGAGAGCUGGGAAGGAAAGAAUGAGGCAUGGAGGAAGAGAGGACGAACCCACCGCAACAAUAUUAUAGUAUUGGAGUGACUGCAAUGUUGAUCUUCCCCCCCCCAUCCGAACCAAGAAACUAUUCUACAAUCACCAUGGUCUCACCGUGACAUCACCUUCGUCUGGGUGAUGUGAUAAAUCAUUCACAGCUUAAUUAUUAACUUGACCAUGCUUAAAGGACCCUCCCCUAAUCUGUACCUGCCUACAAAUGUAUUAAUGAAAUGUUCUGAAAGCUCCAGGGUAGCUUUGAGGUUAACUCUUUGCUUGAAAUCCAUUAACUGAAGGACCUUACAAAGAUGGGUAUUUAUUCUAAAAUAAAUACGUAUUUAUAUUGUAAGCAAAUAUUGUUGCACACGGAGAUGCCACAGCAAAGGGGGUGGAUACGUAUGCAUUCAAGCAGAAGUUAAUUUUAGAACUGUCUAGAUUUUGUCUCACUUAAAAUGUGGUGUAGGAUGUGCAGAUCAGUGAAAAAUGCCAAUGUUAUUCAUUUUAAUAUUUAAGGCAACAUGUAAAAACUGCAAUUGAAGUGAGUACUAUUGCCUGUUUUUCUACCAUGUUAAAUUGUUUGGUAUAUAUUUUCCCUCCUGUGUAACAAGGAAUGGUUGCCAGAACUGUAUAUGCACCACCAUCACCUAAGAAAUAUGCAACAACACAUUGCCAAACAUAAAUAUACAGUGGUCUAAGUGAUUUUACUUCAAAAUUGAGUAUUUUUCUUUGUUCAUAUUUAUUUUAGUCCUGUUAUAACAGAUAGUAGUCAACAGGUUGACAGUUCAUGACAAGACAGACAUUUCCUUUGCCGAUUAAAGGGCAGAGAAACAAUGAGGACAUUUAAAAACAGGAGGAUGCUGUGUUGGCCCUCAUAAGCCUGCCACUGGAAUGCAAACAUUUUGGUGACCAGCAAAAACACAAAUGUAAGCAGUAACGAGCUGCUUUUACACACACAACGCAUUCAGAAAGUAUUCCGACCCCUUGACUUUUUCCACUUUGUUACGUUACAGCCUUAUUCUAAAAUUGAAAAAAUUGUUUUUACUCAUCAAUUUA
This is a messenger RNA of Oncorhynchus mykiss (rainbow trout), 2533 nucleotides long. NCBI's taxonomy places the organism in Eukaryota, Metazoa, Chordata, Actinopteri, Salmoniformes, Salmonidae. The record is from RefSeq and is a predicted model, not a curated record.